Molecule: messenger RNA, 804 nt
Organism: Saxophila tyrrhenica
Lineage: Eukaryota; Fungi; Ascomycota; Dothideomycetes; Mycosphaerellales; Extremaceae
Exons: 5
Coding region: 1-804 (267 amino acids)
Source: RefSeq, a predicted model, not a curated record
AUGGCGCCUCCUCAACUAGACACUGUCCUUACGGAGAUGGAUGGCAGCAUUGGAAUCAUACGCUUCAACAGGCCGAAGAAUGCCAAUGCUUUGAGUACCCAAUUAAUGAAGGAUGUCCUUGCAGCUCUCCAAUGGGCAACCAACGAAGCAGAUGUGAGGGUGAUCGUCUUUACAGGAGUAGGGAGAUUCUACACCUCUGGCAUGGACCUGGUGGGCGUACCGUCCGACGGCCCAGUAUUAUCUGACGAGGCUAUUGACACUCUGUCCGACCUCGCCAGCUCCAUCCACGAGACCCUCAUCAAGACUUCAAAAACAACCAUCGCGGCCGUUAAUGGCCCAGCAGCUGGAUGGGGCACUAGCAGUAUCGCACUGUUCGACCUCGUGUAUUCGGUCCCAGAUGCCAUCUUCUUCACGCCUUUCGUGAAAUGGGGCUUAUGUGCUGAAGGCUGCUCCAGCGUAACGUUCAUGAAGAUCAUGGGACGCCAGAAAGCAGCGUCUCUCAUCCUCGCUGGCGAACGCAUGACGCCGCAGGAGUUGGAGAGCGCUGGAUUAAUUAGCAAGAUCCUGCCGAAGGAGAACUUCUUUGAGGAUGUUAUGAAGAUUGCGAGGCGGGUCGUGGCACAGCCGCCUGGUGCUCUUAAGUUCUCAAAAGAACUUAUGAUGGCGCCUAUUAGAGACGAGCUACUGGCAGCGAACCAACGGGAGUGUGCAGGAUUGGCAGAGCGAGGGCGGACUGAUGAGCCAAGGCAGGCCAUUGCUGCAUUCGAGGUUGAGCAGAAAGCCCGACGGAAGGCGAAGCUAUGA